AUGAUUGCAUUAUCAGUUAUUAUUUUGAUUAUAUGUGCAUUUCAUCUUAUAAAAGAAGUACUUCAGGUUGGUAUCCAUGCAAUGCAUGUAAAAGAAAUUAUAUAAAAAGUAUCUGACUCUUUUUUUCCAAUAUCGAACAUUAAUUUUGAACAGAUAUUGGUUGUCUAUAUAUAAAAUGUUCAGCCUGCAAACUUUCAGUUUUGUAAAAUGUUUUAACUUCCGAGUUUCGUUGUAUAUAUAGGCUAAUCAAGUUUUUAAAUUUGAAUAUGUAGUGAGGAUAAUUUCUAACUGAGUAUUCAACUAGCUACAUGUCGAAUGAUACAUUUCUUGUAUCAUUGCGAUUUGCGAUAAAAAAUAGCCAGAUAAAAUCCGAUUUAAAAAUUAUGGCGGUCGAAAUCGUAUUUUUCCCCCGUCGGGAAUUACUGCAUGUAAAGCUAUUGUCUGAGUCUUGAAAUUACCCGUGACUAUGGCGCAACGCAUGUGUGAGCAUGCAUUACGUUUGAUAAACUUUUUCUCAUAAUUUUACAUCAAAAUUGAGGGACUAAAACAUUUUGCAACACUGGGAGCUUGAAGACUGCAUGACGGACUCAUAAUGCCAUACGUUUCCCAAAUGGACAACAAACAUUUGGGCAAUUAUUGGGCUGGAUAUUUUGCUCGUACGUUCCUUAUACCUACUUAUACUCGUGGGACAUAUCUUGUUUAAAAUUCGAAAUAAAAUAUUAAAUUUAUAAUAUGAAGUGAGGUUGGCGGACUAUAUCAAAAAAAGUAUACAAGGGAUAAAAAAUUGUAUACAUUUACAUUAUUAUAUAAUUUCAUAAUUUCAUAAACAUAAUUUCGGAGACUGAAGUGCUCCUUUCUUGAACAUAUCAUGUGGAUGCGUGAACCAAAAUGGGCACAAAAUAACAUAAAGUAUUGAAGGAAUUAGGCAUGCACUAUAAAAUUGGAAUUUAAACUGUAUAUAUUUCAUAGAAUAACAAUCAAACAAAUUAUCUCUUUCAAACCCAAAAGGUAAUAUUUGGAAAAUAAUGUGAAAAAAAUAAUGUUAAUGAAUGUAACAUUUGUCUUGUAUAGAUGAAGUUUAACAAGACCGAUUAUUUCAUUGAUUUCGAAAAUUACAUUGAGUGGGUGAUGUAUAUUGGUGCUGUAAUUUACGUGCUGCCUGGAAGAAGUACGAAAGCAAACGCACAGAUUGCAGCUGGUGCUAUCUCAAUUUUUCUUGCAUGGAUAAACUUCGUUUUGUUUCUAAAACGAUUUUCGUUGUUUGGAAUCUACAUCCUUAUGACAAAAAGGGUUUUCUUUACUGUUUGCCAG
Paramuricea clavata is the source of this 1311-nucleotide messenger RNA. The record is from the annotation of a GenBank genome assembly. NCBI's taxonomy places the organism in Eukaryota, Metazoa, Cnidaria, Anthozoa, Malacalcyonacea, Plexauridae.